Messenger RNA from Galleria mellonella (greater wax moth), 2073 nucleotides. Its product is annotated as monocarboxylate transporter 7-like. Lineage: Eukaryota; Metazoa; Arthropoda; Insecta; Lepidoptera; Pyralidae. The transcript has 8 exons. Gene Ontology annotation, biological process: monocarboxylic acid transport; transmembrane transport. The coding region runs from base 236 to 1765 and encodes 509 amino acids. The record is from RefSeq and is a predicted model, not a curated record. Gene Ontology annotation, molecular function: monocarboxylic acid transmembrane transporter activity.
AUACAUAAUGUCAAUGUUCAUUGACAGCUGUGAAUUUAUACGCGGCAGACGUUUGGUUGAAAAAAUAUGUAUUGUGAUAUUAAUUGUCGAAAGAAUUAGUGAAUGCGUUUUCAUUAGUAUCUACCUGUGAUAAUGACCAUGCAUUUAAUUAGAUCUCACUAAAAGACGAAAAAUAACGAAUCAAAAAGAACAAAUUCAAUAUUAUGAUUAGCCGUUAAGACUGAACGAUACAAAGAUGUCAUUAGAAAAGAAUACUUUGAUGCCAGCAUCGAGGGUGGAGAAAGUAACUAAAUUAGUACCGCCAGAUGGAGGAUGGGGGUGGAUGGUUUUGAUGGGGACAGCACUUUCUAAUAUUUUUAACCAAUCAAUGCUGUCCUUAUUCAGUUUAUUAUAUGGAGAUGCACUAGAGGCUAUGGGUCAUAGGACACAAGGUGCAGCUGUAGUUUUAAGUACUAUGUUAUUUGUUACAAAUUUUGGAGGACCUAUAGCUGGCGCAAUAGUAAAAUUGUCAUCUCCUAGGAUAGUGGCACUAAUAGGAGCCUGUUCGUGUACAACAGGCAUUUUUCUUAGUGGUUUUUCAACAAAUAUAUGGCACUUGACAUUUACUUAUGGAGUCUUAUUAGGCUUAGGUUUGGGUUUCAUUCAGAAUUCGUCAUUUGUGGCUAUAAAUAGCUAUUUCAAACUCAGGAAGAGCCAAGCAGUAGGUUUGGCAAAUGUGGGAACAGGUGUGGGACAGACUUUAAUGCCUCAUUUAGUGAGAUAUCUCUUGGAAAAUUACGGUUUCCAAGGCGCAUGUUUACUUCUGUCUUCUUUGAGCUUGCAUGGGAUAUGUGGAUGUUUACUUAUUCAUCCCGUUGAAUGGCAUAUGAAAAAAGUUGAAGAAGAAGUCACAGUAGAAGAAAAGCUGCAAUUAUUAGAAGAGAAACACAAAAAUAUAGUUAUAAGAAAAGAUUCUAAAAUUCUUUCUGAAAUAACUGCAAAUGGAGAAAGGAGGGGUACAGAAUCUAGUUUAAAUGAAAAUGUAAAAGAAUUGAAUUUGGUAAAAACCUCCGUAUCUGACGUGAAUGACAUAAACGACAAAUCGGCCCCAGAACCUACACAGAAAAAAGGUUGGCUAAAGAAAUUAUAUGAUUUAUUCGAUAUCUCGUUAUUAUCGAGUCCUCGUUUCUUGAACAUCAUUAUUGGGACGGCGUUGUCUGUUACAUCGAUACAAAACUUCAGCAUGCUCUUCCCAUUUUUCCUGCAGAAAGUAGCUGGGUUGGAUAAACAACACACAGCUUUUUGCAUGUCAGCAAUCGCGAGCGCGGAUAUCUGUGGUCGUCUUAUAUUGCCGGUGUUCCAAGACAAGUACAGGAUAAAGGCUAGAUGGAUGCUAAUAUUGACUUCUGUUUGGUUGAUUAUCACCAGGCAAAUUUUGGCAUACCAAACAAGAUUUGAAGUGUUAAUCUUAAUGUCUUGCCUGUACGGAUUUGGUAGAAGUAUGGUGAUUGUAGCCAGAAAUAUUGCGAUCUCAGAACAGUGCAGAGUGGAACAAGUCCCUGCUGCUGUUGGUCUUGGAAUGUUGACCAUGGGUCUUAUAGUGCCACCAGCUGGAUAUUUCCUUGGCUGGAUCAGAGAUUACACAGGCAGUUACGUCGUGUGUAUAACAGCACAGAAUUUAUUCUUGGUUGUAUUGCUAGUGAUGUGGCUUCCUGAUAUGUUGCUUUUAUGGAUAGCAGAGAAAAAAAGUCAAAAGAAAAAUGCUGAACAAAUGCAGAUGUCUUAAAAGAAUACAGUAAUUGUUUAUGAUUUUACAGCUCUGAUACAGAGAUGUUUGUUAGCAAUAUUGAAAAAUAUAUAUGCAAGGAACAUACAGGCUUCGUACCUAAGAUUGGCUGUGAAGAGUUUGUUACAGGAAAAUAGAAAACUACGUACAAGUAAUUAAAUGUAUAUAACUGAUCUUAUGUAAUAUAAUAUCCAAACGUAUACUUAAUGAUUGUGGAAAUGUUGCAGUAAUUCUGAGUUGAAUGAGUAGCGAUGUGCUAUUAUAAUUAUACGUGAUAACUACCUAGUCUAAUAUAUUAUGAACAAGUA